This is a messenger RNA of Hermetia illucens (black soldier fly), 944 nucleotides long. RefSeq names its product glutathione S-transferase 1-like. NCBI's taxonomy places the organism in Eukaryota, Metazoa, Arthropoda, Insecta, Diptera, Stratiomyidae. The record is from RefSeq and is a predicted model, not a curated record. Gene Ontology annotation, biological process: glutathione metabolic process. Gene Ontology annotation, molecular function: glutathione transferase activity. The coding region runs from base 174 to 851 and encodes 225 amino acids. The transcript is spliced from 2 exons.
UGAUAACUAUAUCAAAAUAUUAUCGGCGCAUGUAUUUGGACAAUCAACUCAAAGUGUUUGAUAUCUGUUCGACUCUGAGGUUUGAAUUAAGCCAAGGUUCACGACCAAAUUUCUUAAUAUUCAAUUAGUGUAAUUUCGACUCCCACAAAGAAAGUUUGCUCAAUUUCAAUAUCAUGGGGAAACCGAUACUAUACGGAACUCACUUGAGUCCUCCGGUGCGUUCAGUUCUUUUAGUGGCAAAAGCAAUCGAUCUUGAGUUGGAGUUUCGUGAAGUGAAUAUACUAACAUUUGAAAAUAGAAAGCCGGAAUUUGUGGAGAAAAAUCCACAACGUACUGUGCCGACUCUUGAAGAUGACGGCAACAUUAUCUGGGACAGUCAUGCCAUUGUAGCUUACCUGGUGGGCAAAUACGCCAAAGAUGACGCCCUUUACCCAAAGGAUUUAUACAAACGAGCAGUGGUUGAUCAACGAUUGCAUUUUGAUACGGGAAUCUUGUUUGUUCGACUCAGAUCGAUCUUAGUACCAAUCCUUUUCUUGCGUAGACCCGAAAUACCCCAGAAAAAACUUGAUGCUCUCAGCGAAGGAUACGCUUUCAUAGAUAAGUUUUUAGCUAAAGAUCCUUAUUUGAGCGGCGCAUCACUAACAGUUGCUGACCUGUGCUGCAUUGCUACGAUAUCGUCAAGUCAGACUGUGCUUCCUGUUGAUCCAGAAAAAUACCCAAAUUUAACUGCUUGGAUAAAACGUAUCGAAUCGUUGCCUUUCUAUGAAGAAGUUAAUGGACAAUACGUGAAGAAAUUAGCCGCACUAAUCAAUCUUAAGAUUCAAGAGGCAUCGAAAGAUGGCGAAAAUUAACUUUAUUAGUUCGCAAUCAAUCUCUAAGUAUACAUAUGUAUAUAUGUUUCGUACUUCUGUAUCAGGUUGCUUAUAAACUUUAUCAAAACUAAA